AUGCCGAAAGAUGUGACGUGGGAGGAGGAAGAAGAAGAAGAAGAAGAAGUAACGAUGUCCCUGUAUAUAGAUCAGAUCUCGGUGUAUUUGCAUUUCCUCACCGGACUCCUCGCAGCCGCAGCUUGCAUCAGCAGCGUAGCUGCCGCCCCACAAGCUCACCAAACGUGUACCUAUACCUACCGACUCCAGGAACUCGCACGCCUCCCCGGAGGAUACGGCAAAGACUGGAAAAAUGUGCAGUCCGGUCUCUGCGGCAAGUUCGGUGGUGGAUGGGAUUCAAACUCUGGCUUUUGUUCCAUUUCGAAAUCCUUGUCGGACAAGAUUUUUCAUUUUGACGUCAAGCCUGAUCCUGAAAAGCAGGGUCUCAAGCCUAUUACAGUGAGAGCCAAGUAUCUCGAUGUGUUUCCCCCAAGCUGUAAAUGA
This is a messenger RNA of Bipolaris oryzae ATCC 44560, 423 nucleotides long. RefSeq lists its product as uncharacterized. The transcript is spliced from 2 exons. The record is from RefSeq and is a predicted model, not a curated record. The coding region runs from base 1 to 423 and encodes 140 amino acids. NCBI's taxonomy places the organism in Eukaryota, Fungi, Ascomycota, Dothideomycetes, Pleosporales, Pleosporaceae.